AUUUUCAGAUACCAGAAUUCCCUCUGGGAACGUUGACUGGCCACCUGCACUGAAUUUCUCUCAGAUGAACUGAUGCGUUGGAACCAUGGUGCAGAAAAAGAAGUUCUGUCCUCGGUUACUUGACUAUCUAGUGAUCGUUGGGGCCAGGCAUCCAAGCAGCGACAGUGUGGCCCAGACUCCCGAGCUGCUGCGGCGCUACCCUCUAGAAGACCAUGCCGAGUUUCCCCUGCCCCCAGAUGUGGUUUUCUUCUGCCAGCCAGAGGGCUGCUUGAGCGUGCGGCAGCGGCGCAUGAGUCUGCGAGAUGACACCUCCUUCGUCUUCACCCUCACCGACAAGGACACGGGAGUCACGCGUUAUGGCAUCUGUGUUAACUUCUACCGCUCCUUCCAGAAGCGAAUGCCUAAGGAAAAGGGAGAGAUUGGGACAGGGUCCCGUGGGAAGGAAGGCACCCGUGCCACCAGUGCCUCAGAAGAGGCUGGCACUGAGAGCUCAGAGAGCGGCUCAUCCCUGCAGCCUCCCAGCGCAGAUUCCACCCCUGACGUCAACCAGUCUCCUCGGGGCAAAUGCCGGGCCAAGGGGGGAAGCCGUUCCCGAAACAGUACCCUGACCUCCCUGUGCGUGCUCAGCCACUAUCCCUUCUUCUCUACCUUCCGAGAGUGUCUGUACACCCUCAAACGUCUGGUGGACUGCUGUAGUGAGCGGCUUCUGGGCAAGAAGCUGGGCAUUCCUCGAGGCAUACAAAGGGACACCAUGUGGCGCAUCUUCACUGGAUCACUGCUGGUGGAGGAGAAGUCAAGUGCGCUUCUGCAUGACCUUCGAGAGAUCGAGGCCUGGAUCUAUCGAUUGCUGCGCUCCCCUGUGCCUGUCUCUGGGCAGAAGCGAGUAGACAUUGAGGUCCUGCCACAGGAACUGCAGCCGGCUCUGACUUUUGCUCUGCCAGACCCCUCUCGAUUUAACCUAGUAGAUUUCCCAUUGCACCUUCCCUUGGAACUUCUGGGUGUGGAUGCCUGUCUUCAGGUGCUGACCUGCAUUCUGUUAGAGCACAAGGUAGUACUACAGUCCCGAGACUACAAUGCACUUUCCAUGUCUGUGAUGGCAUUUGUGGCAAUGAUCUACCCCCUGGAGUAUAUGUUCCCUGUUAUCCCACUGCUUCCCACCUGCAUGGCAUCAGCAGAGCAGCUGCUGCUGGCUCCAACCCCGUAUAUCAUCGGGGUCCCUGCCAGCUUCUUCCUCUACAAACUGGACUUCAAAAUGCCUGAUGAUGUUUGGCUAGUGGAUCUGGACAGCAAUCGGGUGAUUGCCCCCACGAAUGCAGAGGUGCUCCCUAUCUUACCGGAACCAGAAUCAUUAGAGCUGAAGAAACAUUUAAAGCAGGCCUUAGCCAGCAUGAGUCUCAACACCCAACCCAUCCUCAAUCUGGAGAAAUUUCAUGAGGGCCAGGAGAUCCCACUUCUCUUGGGAAGGCCCUCUCAUGACCUGCAGUCCACACCUUCCACUGAAUUCAAUCCACUCAUCUAUGGCAAUGAUGUAGAUUCUGUGGAUGUUGCAACCAGAGUGGCCAUGGUACGUUUCUUCAACUCCCCCAACGUGCUGCAGGGCUUUCAGAUGCACACACGUACCCUGCGUCUCUUCCCUCGGCCUGUGGUAGCUUUUCAGGCUGGCUCCUUUCUAGCUUCACGUCCCCGGCAGACUCCGUUUGCUGAGAAAUUGGCCAGGACGCAGGCUGUGGAGUACUUUGGAGAGUGGAUCCUUAACCCCACUAACUACGCCUUUCAGCGAAUUCACAAUAAUAUGUUUGAUCCAGCCCUCAUUGGUGACAAGCCAAAGUGGUAUGCUCAUCAGCUGCAGCCCAUCAACUAUCGAGUCUAUGAUAGCAAUUCCCAGCUGGCUGAGGCGCUGAGUGUGCCUCCGGAGCGGGACUCUGACUCUGACCCCACUGAUGACAGUGGCAGUGAUAGUAUGGAUUACGAUGGCUCCAGUUCUUCCUACUCAUCCCUGGGCGACUUUGUCAGUGAGAUGAUGAAAUGUGACAUCAAUGGUGAUACUCCCAAUGUGGAUCCUCUGACGCACGCCGCCCUGGGGGAUGCCAGUGAGGUGGAGAUUGACGAGCUGCAGAACCAGAAGGAAGCAGAAGAACCUGGCCCGGAUGGCGAGACCUCCCAGGAAAAUGCCCCGCAGCGUUCUAGCUCCAGCACCACUGCCAGCAGCAGUCCCAGCACUGUCAUCCAUGGAGCUAACUCUGAACCUGCUGAUGCUGCAGAGCUGGAUGAUAAGGCAGCUGUAGGCGUCUCCAAGACUCUGCCUGCUGUGCCCAGCAGCAUCGGCAAAUCGAACGUGGACAGGCGUCAGACAGAAAUUGGAGAGGGGUCAGUGCGCCGACGAACCUAUGACAAUCCAUACUUCGAGCCCCAGUAUGGCUUUCCCCCUGAGGAAGAUGAUGAUGAGCAGGGGGAAAGUUAUACUCCCCGAUUCAGCCAGCAUGUCAGUGGCCACCGGGCUCAAAAGCUGCUGCGGCCCAACAGCUUGAAACUGGCAAGCGACUCAGAUGCAGAGUCAGACUCUCGAGCGAGCUCUCCCAACUCCACCAUCUCCAACAACAGCACCGAGGGCUUCGGGGGCAUCAUGUCUUUUGCCAGCAGCCUGUAUCGGAACCACAGUACAAGCUUCAGUCUUUCCAACCUCACAUUGCCCACCAAAGGUGCCCGAGAGAAAACCACGCCUUUCCCUAGUCUGAAAGUAUUUGGGCUAAAUACUCUAAUGGAGAUUGUUACUGAAGCCGGCCCCGGGAGUGGUGAAGGAAACAGGAGGGCCUUAGUGGAUCAGAAGUCGUCUGUCAUUAAGCACAGCCCAACAGUGAAAAGAGAGCCUCCAUCACCCCAGGGUCGAUCCAGCAAUUCUAGUGAGAACCAGCAGUUCCUGAAGGAGGUUGUGCACAGCGUGCUGGACGGCCAGGGCGUGGGCUGGCUCAGCAUGAAGAAGGUGCGGCGGCUGCUGGAGAGCGAGCAGCUGCGAGUCUUUGUUCUGAGCAAGCUGAACCGCACCGUGCAGUCAGAGGAGGAUGCCCGGCAGGACAUCAUCCCCGACGUGGAGAUCAGUCGAAAGGUGUACAAGGGAAUGUUAGACCUGCUCAAGUGCACAAUACUGAGUCUGGAGCAGUCGUAUGCCCACGCAGGGCUGGGCGGCAUGGCCAGCAUCUUUGGGCUUCUGGAGAUCGCCCAGACCCACUACUAUAGUAAAGAACCAGACAAGCGGAAGAGAAGUCCAACAGAGAGUGUAAAUACCCCAGUUGGCAAAGAUCCCAGCCUGGCCGGGCGGGGGGACCCAAAGGCUAUGGCACAGCUGAGAGUUCCGCAGCUGGGACCUCGGGCCCUAGGUGCCACAGGAAAGGGUCUCAAAGAACUGGACACCAGAAGCUUAAAGGAAGAGAACUUUGUCGCCUCUAUUGAAUUGUGGAACAAGCACCAGGAAGUGAAAAAGCAAAAAGCUUUGGAAAAACAGAGGCCUGAUGCGAUCAAACCUGCCUUUGACCUUGGUGAGACAGAAGAGAAAAAGUCCCAGAUGAGCGCAGACAGUGGUGUGAGCCUAACAUCCGGUUCCCAGAGGACUGACCCAGACUCUAUCAUUGGUGUGAGUCCAGCUGUUAUGAUCAGAAGCUCAAGUCAGGAUUCUGAAGUUAGCACCGUGGUGAGUAAUAGUUCUGGAGAGACGCUUGGAGCAGACAGUGACCUGAGCAGCAACGCGGGUGAUGGACCAGGUGGCGAGGGCAGUGCCCACUUGGCAAGCUCUCGGGCCACUCUCUCUGAUAGUGAAAUUGAGACCAACUCUGCUACAAGCGCCAUCUUUGGUAAAGCCCACAGCUUGAAGCCAAGUGCAAAGGAGAAGCUGGUGGGCAGCCCCAUCCGUGCUUCUGAGGAUGUAAGCCAGCGGGUAUACCUCUAUGAGGGACUCCUAGGAAGGGACAAAGGAUCCAUGUGGGACCAGUUAGAGGAUGCUGCUAUGGAGACCUUUUCUAUAAGCAAGGAGCGUUCUACUUUAUGGGACCAAAUGCAGUUCUGGGAAGAUGCAUUCUUAGAUGCUGUGAUGCUGGAGAGAGAAGGGAUGGGUAUGGACCAGGGUCCCCAGGAAAUGAUCGACAGGUACUUGUCCCUGGGGGAGCAUGACCGGAAGCGCCUGGAGGAUGAUGAAGAUCGCUUGUUGGCCACCCUUUUGCAUAACCUCAUUUCCUACAUGUUGCUAAUGAAGGUAAAUAAGAAUGACAUCAGGAAGAAAGUGAGACGGCUAAUGGGGAAGUCCCACAUCGGGCUUGUGUACAGCCAGCAGAUCAAUGAGGUGCUUGAUCAGCUGGCAAACCUGAAUGGACGUGAUCUUUCUAUCCGGUCCAGUGGCAGCCGGCAUAUGAAGAAGCAGACAUUUGUGGUACAUGCAGGAACAGACACCAACGGAGACAUCUUUUUCAUGGAGGUAUGUGACGACUGUGUGGUGUUACGUAGCAACAUCGGGACAGUGUAUGAGCGCUGGUGGUAUGAGAAGCUCAUAAACAUGACCUACUGUCCCAAGACCAAAGUGCUGUGCUUGUGGCGCAGAAAUGGCUCUGAGACGCAGCUCAACAAAUUCUAUACCAAGAAGUGUCGGGAGCUGUACUACUGUGUCAAGGACAGCAUGGAGCGUGCGGCCGCCAGACAGCAGAGCAUCAAACCCGGACCUGAACUCGGUGGCGAGUUCCCUGUGCAGGACAUGAAGACUGGCGAGGGUGGCUUGCUGCAGGUCACCCUGGAAGGGAUCAAUCUCAAGUUCAUGCACAACCAGGUUUUCAUAGAGCUGAAUCACAUUAAAAAGUGCAAUACAGUUCGAGGCGUCUUUGUCCUGGAGGAAUUUGUUCCUGAAAUUAAAGAAGUGGUGAGCCACAAGUACAAGACGCCCAUGGCCCACGAGAUCUGCUACUCUGUGUUGUGUCUCUUCUCGUACGUGGCUGCAGUCCGUAGCAGCGAGGAAGAUCUCAGAACUCCGCCCCGGCCUGUCUCUAGCUGAUGGAAGGGAUUAAGCAGCUGCCCCAGCCCGGGGCCACCCCUUGCCUCUGCUGUUCCAGUGCACGAUGCUGCUAUGACUGAGGAGUGGAGGACAUGUGACGUCUCUGCAGGCCCCUCGCAGGCCUUAGUUGGUUCCCACUUUUGUGUCUCUUAAAUGUGUCUUUGAGCGUGUCCAUCACAGGGCUAAGCUGAUCUCUUCCACUUCUCCCUGUCCCCUCCCACUGUCCCCUCAGGGCUCAAGAGUAUGU
Molecule: messenger RNA, 5276 nt
Organism: Elephantulus edwardii (Cape elephant shrew)
Lineage: Eukaryota; Metazoa; Chordata; Mammalia; Macroscelidea; Macroscelididae
Gene: MADD
Product: MAP-kinase activating death domain
Exons: 35
Coding region: 86-5029 (1647 amino acids)
Biological process (GO): regulation of Rab protein signal transduction; regulation of apoptotic process
Cellular component (GO): cytosol
Molecular function (GO): guanyl-nucleotide exchange factor activity
Source: RefSeq, a predicted model, not a curated record